CUGGUGUAUUCUACUUCUCUAUAAACAUGUGGAAAUAAUGAAAACAGAUAUAUUUGUGUGCAUAUAGAAUGGAUCUUUUAGAACAGAAGAACGAGCGAAUAUGUCAAUGCUCACAAAAAUUAAAGACAAAUGUGAUGCCUGUGUCUCAGCCAGUGCGUGCCAAGAGUUUGUUACGCGCAAACUUGGAAAAUUCUCGCGGGCGACUUUUGCAGAGCAGAAUGCCAAACAUUAAAGUCUUUAGUGGCACAUCGCAUCCAGAUUUAGCUCAACGCAUUGUUGAUAGACUUGGUAUUGACAUUGGAAAAGUUGUCACGAAGAAAUUUAGUAACCUCGAAACAUGUGUGGAAAUAGGAGAAUCUGUUCGUGGAGAAGAUGUGUACAUAGUACAAAGUGGAAGCGGAGAAGUAAAUGACAACUUGAUGGAACUGUUAAUUAUGAUCAAUGCUUGUAAAAUUGCUUCUGCAUCUCGAGUAACUGCUGUAAUUCCGUGUUUCCCAUAUGCGAGACAAGAUAAAAAGGAUAAGGGUGGUGAUGGAGGUGACAAGACAAAUUCUAAGAAACAAAUUGUCAUGAAGUCAAACGAAUGGAAAUUCAGGGAUUUUGUGCUCGACCUCUCUACAAGUCGUGCACCUAUUUCAGCAAAAUUAGUAGCAAAUAUGCUAUCAGUAGCAGGAGCUGAUCAUAUUAUUACAAUGGAUUUGCAUGCUAGUCAAAUACAGGGAUUUUUUGAUAUUCCAGUUGACAAUUUAUUUGCUGAACCAGCUGUUUUAAAAUGGAUUAAAGAAAAUAUUAUAGAAUGGCGAAAUAGCAUUAUUGUUUCGCCAGAUGCUGGUGGUGCUAAAAGGGUAACAUCAAUCGCUGAUCGAUUAAAUGUUGAAUUUGCUCUUAUACAUAAAGAAAGAAAGAAGGCGAAUGAGGUGGCUAGUAUGGUAUUAGUUGGAGAUGUAAAAGACAGAGUUGCUAUUCUAGUAGAUGAUAUGGCCGACACUUGUGGGACUAUUUGUCAUGCAGCAGAAAAACUUUUAGAAGCUGGAGCAACAAAAGUAUAUGCAAUUUUAACACAUGGCAUUUUCAGUGGCCCAGCAAUUAGUAGAAUUAAUAAUGCCUGUUUUGAAGCUGUGGUAGUAACAAAUACCAUUCCUCAAGAUGGUCAUAUGAAGGAUUGUCCAAAAAUACAGUGUAUUGAUGUAUCAAUGAUGUUUGCUGAGGCUGUAAGGCGGACUCACAACGGUGAAUCUGUAUCGUACCUGUUUUCAAAUGUACCGUAUUAAAUACAAAUCUUCCUGAUAAUGUACUCGUUUAAAUUAUGUAAGAAGAAUGUAAUCUUUUUACAUCUAUUUACUGUUAUUCUUAGUUUAGUUAAACUUAUUUGUCUUAGGAGUAAAUUUGGGAUAAGCACCAAUAUCCCGUUUUUAAUUUGAAAACCAUAUGUAUUUUUUUCUUUAAUAGACGUGUGUAGGAGACAUUAGAUGCAUACUAUACUCUCCAUUUUAAAAGAAAAGUAAGUUAAUAAGUAAUAGAUGCAAACAGAAGCUUCAGAGUAAAAUUUUUUAAAAAUAAUUAAAUUUUCGCUAAAUUGCCACUUCAUAUGUAGAAUAUAACCAUAUAGAAUAUAUGGUUGGAUUAUUCUAUUCUUUUAUAAUUUAAUUUGAUUAAUUAUUACGGUAUGAAAUAACAUUAUCGUGGCAAUUAUAUGAGACUGGGGAUAAAAAGUAUUGUAAUAAAUGCAAACAGACAUUCAUACCAUAUGGCGAUAUAACUACGUCAUAAAGGCAUAUUUCAUUUUUUACUGUUACGUAUAAAAAAUUUCCAAUAU
Apis laboriosa (Himalayan honeybee) is the source of this 1816-nucleotide messenger RNA. RefSeq names its product ribose-phosphate pyrophosphokinase 1 (gene Prps). The coding region runs from base 69 to 1271 and encodes 400 amino acids. NCBI's taxonomy places the organism in Eukaryota, Metazoa, Arthropoda, Insecta, Hymenoptera, Apidae. Gene Ontology annotation, biological process: ribonucleoside monophosphate biosynthetic process; purine nucleotide biosynthetic process; 5-phosphoribose 1-diphosphate biosynthetic process. The transcript has 8 exons. Gene Ontology annotation, cellular component: ribose phosphate diphosphokinase complex; cytoplasm. Gene Ontology annotation, molecular function: magnesium ion binding; ribose phosphate diphosphokinase activity. The record is from RefSeq and is a predicted model, not a curated record.